AUGCACCCCUACUCCAGGGUCGGUGGUGGUUAUGGGAGAAUGGGACUGAAACCCACUAAAACCCCAAGGGCUCGUCAUUGUGCAGAGUUAAAUGAAGAACGACUAAACGUUCUCUAUGAAAGAAACUGGACCAGACUAGUCCACGAGCAACUUCGGAAGUUCGAGUCUUCCAUCGUAACGGCUGCGAGGCAAGCUGACUCACGUUCGUCAGAACUUGUACUAGAGUCCAAAUGGACUUUCUCAGGGGCGCUCAUAUAUUGCAUUACACUGAUAACUACGAUAGGUUAUGGAAAUGUUUCACCAAGAACUGCUGCUGGUCGUGCGGCAACAGUAGCGUAUGCAGCUGCCGGCGUGCCACUAGCAUUGGCAUGUCUAGCAGGACUUGGUGCGUCUCUAGCGCGAUUAGCAAGAAUGGCUUGGCUACGAGCAACUAAAGAUAAAGUACCGAAUACUUGGCGAAAGGAGGAGAUGGAAAAUCACUUUCAAUUACACGAGCAACAACGUCUUUUGCCACAGCCGAUAGAGAACAAUCAAUACACGUCAUUUCCACCUCGGACGCAUAGAUCACCUGGGAUGGUGAAAGCAAGAGCUGGAGAACGUGGACAGUACUCUCAGGUGUUCGAAAAAGCUCCAGCUAGUCCUCGAUCAGCGACUUUGGGACGUGUGAAGCGUAGUGCUAUUGUAGACGAGCCUCACACCUCAUCGUCAUUACAAACUCAAACGUUAGAUAGAAAGAAAACCUUAGGAAACACAAAAUGUAUGGCGACAGUGCAUAGUCCUGGAAGAAGUAUGGCACGAGGGAGAGUGAUCCAAAGACCUAGAGGACCUGUAAUAGAACAACUAAUUGCUGAGGAGUGUAGAGAAUCAUUACAUAAUAGAAGUCAAGAAGAUUUAGAUGAUUCAGAAGAUGCAGAUGAAUCGAUAUGUCCCCAUGACACCCCAUCAAGAGUGCCUUUAAUAUGGAAUGAAGAGAACCACAAGCAGAAGACCUGUGCAGUGCCCAACAGCAGUACUGCUCAUACCAUUCAGCAUCACCUUCAUAGCAUCGAACACUGUCAUAUACCCAUUAGUAUUGUCCUAUUCCUCUUGCUGGGCUACAUUUUUAUCGGCGCAGCGAUCUUCUCCACCUGGGAAAACUGGAGUUUUCUUGACGCCGCCUACUUUUGUUUCAUAGCGUUAGCGACGAUCGGUUUCGGUGACUUCGUUCCUACAAGCUUUCUUAUAUCAAAACCAAACGUCGAGUAUUCAAGAAGCGAGUAUAUUCAAAUGAUCGCUUGUUGUGCGUAUUUAGUUUUUGGACUUAUAUUAAUAGCUAUGUCGUUCAGUCUUCUCCAAGAUGAGGUCGUGGCGAGAUGUUCACAAUUAGCGAACAGCUUGGGUCUGUCUCGUCAAUGA
Messenger RNA from Leptosia nina, 1395 nucleotides. NCBI's taxonomy places the organism in Eukaryota, Metazoa, Arthropoda, Insecta, Lepidoptera, Pieridae. The record is from the annotation of a GenBank genome assembly.